Messenger RNA from Medioppia subpectinata, 1829 nucleotides. The record is from the annotation of a GenBank genome assembly. Lineage: Eukaryota; Metazoa; Arthropoda; Arachnida; Sarcoptiformes; Oppiidae.
GAAUUUUUGACGGCAAACAAGUCCUUAAGUAUGUUUCCGGUGGCGAUGUCUCUGUUGGCCAGCUUUCAAAGCUCUGUCACUAUUCUUGGAUAUCCCGCAGAAAUGUUUUACAGGGGAACACAGUUUUGGGCAGUUAUGAUAUCGGGUGCCAUGGCUUCUAUAAUAGCGGCCGAAAUAUUUCUUCCCGUGUAUUAUAAGCUCCAAUUUACGAGUGUUAACAAAUAUUUGGAGGAGAGAUUUAAAAGCGAAAGAGUUCGGUUAGCCGUCUCCCUCUCAUUCCUCUUGUGUACCAUUCCUUAUAUGGGAGUUGUCUUAUACGGACCUUCACUCGCACUCGGAUCAGAACCAGAAUCGAAAGGCAACUUUUCCUUAAGACACUUAACAGGAGGAAUACGAGCAGUGGUUUGGACUGAUUUGGUUCAAGUGUUUCUAAUGUUUGCCGGACUCGUCGUUGUUAUGAUUCGGGCAUUUUAUUUGGUGGGAGGAGUGGAUGAGGCGUUCAAAAUAGCCCAACAAAAGGGGAGAAUCCAAUUCUUUAACGUUCAGAUCGAUCCGUACUCGACGUCCACCCUUUGGAAUGCUGUCUUCGGAAUGGGAAUCAUGUGGUCGGGGAAUUACGCCACGAGUCAGACAGAGGUUCAGAGAUAUUGUAACGUAACCUCAGAAGCAAAAGCUAAAUUUAGCGCCUGUCUGUGCGGUAUAUCGAUAUUUGCAUACUAUAGCGGUUGCGAUCCCAUGGCUAUCGGUCUCAUUGAAAAGACAGAUCAGUUGAUGCCAUACUUCGUGAUGGAUCAGUUAAGCUCAAUGCCGGGUUUACCUGGAUUAUUUGUGGCGUGUGUUUUCAGCGCAUCUCUCAGCACAUUGUCCUCGGGUUUUAACGCCUUGUCUGCCGUCACUUACGACGACUUCCUGUGUCGAUACACUUCGGUUCAAAAGCUGUCCGAAACUAACGCUCGAAGAGUGAGCAGAACUAUUGCCUUCUGUUAUGGUUUGAUAGCCAUUGGAAUGGCUUUUAUCGUCAGUCGAAUCGAUUCAGUCCUACAGGCCGCCAUAUCAAUCGCCGGAGCAUUAGUGGGCCCUAUGUUUGGACUAUUUCUGUUGGGAGUGUUGUGUCCGUUCGCCAAUACUUUUGGAGUUCUUUGCGGUCUAUUUGCCGGAGAAAUUUUCGGGGUUUGGGUUUUGAUUGGUUCACUGGUUUACUCGAAACAACAGCCAACUCUUCCCACAUCUAUAGCCGACUGUCCCAUAGAAUUGAUUGGAAACCGAACCUUCAUUACAAGUGCACCGAUACAAUCGCAAGGCUUACUCAGUCUCUAUCACAUCGCAUACCUCUUAGUUCCGGUCAUGGGUUUCGUUAUAAGUUUAUCCGUCGGUACUAUACUUAGUCUCCUUUCGGGCGGAUAUUCGACGGCAUCGGACGUGAAUCCGGAUCUAUUAUCGCCAUACGCUUGGAAAUUAUGGCCCGCAGAAUGUGUGCCAACAAAGAGGCCAAAGGUAUUAAUUGAAAGACAAAGUCUGACAAAUGGCAGUCAAUCAUCGAUUAGAAAAAAUAACAAUAACACCAAAAGGGAUUCAAUAACUUCCACAACAAAGUUAUAACUUAUAUUUUAAGAUAUAUUUUUCGAUCAAUUUAUAGUUACUGUUGAAAAACAAAACUAAUUUGAAAAGUAUUAUUCAAAAGACAGCAUUAAUAGGAGUUCCGAAACUCUAAUUUUUAUAAAAAAAUCUCAUAUUUUGAUUCAAUUGAGAACCGAAUUUGCUUUUAUCAAAAUGCUGUCAAUUCCUCGACAACUAGUGAUUCUUAUAUUUUUCUCUACACUUUUCGACCC